This is a messenger RNA of Lytechinus pictus (painted urchin), 16284 nucleotides long. RefSeq names its product transcription factor HIVEP3-like. Gene Ontology annotation, cellular component: nucleus. Gene Ontology annotation, molecular function: DNA-binding transcription factor activity, RNA polymerase II-specific; RNA polymerase II cis-regulatory region sequence-specific DNA binding. The transcript has a single exon. The record is from RefSeq and is a predicted model, not a curated record. Lineage: Eukaryota; Metazoa; Echinodermata; Echinoidea; Temnopleuroida; Toxopneustidae. The coding region runs from base 92 to 7189 and encodes 2365 amino acids. Gene Ontology annotation, biological process: regulation of transcription by RNA polymerase II.
CAUCUCAAAUCCAUCCCAGAGUACCCAAGAAGACAAGAAACACCAGGGCAGACGGCAUCAUGGAAAGAACAAAUCUAAGUACAAGAGUGCCAUGAAAGUAAAGAUCACAGACAGGGUACGCCAAAUGAGAGAGGCCAAAGCCCAGAAAGACAAACGGAACAAGCUCACGCCCGAAACCCUUGGUCCAUUGCAGGUUCAAGAACUCGUUCUGAAACAAGAAUUCAAGGACGUUGGAGAAAAACUUGGUGGGAACAUUGUGAAAGAACCGGUUCCAGAUGUGGUUUACAAGGACAAGUAUGACAUCAUAAAGGAGCGAAGGGCGCGUAUGUCAAAGGCCAUACAAGAUCAAUGUUCAGUUUCACCAAGCAAAGCUGCCAAAGAGAGUGUGACGACUAGCCCAAAGAAGCGCCAGAGGCAUUCUUCUUCAGGGAGUCAGAAGUCAGACACCAAUGUAUCAGUACUGCGCAACUCAGAGAGCGGAGAGGAGGGUGCCUUGAAGCAGCAGGCUCUAGAAGCCCUGCUGGAGAUUACGGGGAAAGAGUUUACGAGCAUGAACAGUUUUGGCAAGGAGCAGCAUCAACAAAAUGUGUCCACAUCUGAGGAGCCCGUCAUAACCCCCCAUACCCCGCCAGCAGUAGCAAAGCAGGAUAAUGAAUUGUUGAAGAGCAAUCUUGCUGUAUCGCAUUUGAUGCAGUUUGCAAACAAUGCGCAGAUGGUUCAGGCUGAUCGAAUAAGGAUUUAUCAAAAGAAACAAAUAAAUCAAAACAAAGAGGCUGACUUUGGACACUUUAAACUUGUGCCUCAUCGAAAGGAAAGAGGAGAUUCAGAGAGUCAGCAGAGUCCGAAGGAAGGAAAGCAUAUGUGCGAUUAUUGUGGCCGCAGAUGCUCUAAACCUAGUGUACUGAAGAAGCAUAUCCGGUCCCACACCGGGGAACGCCCCUAUCCCUGCACACCUUGUGGAAUCUCAUUCAAGACCAAAAGCAACCUCUAUAAACAUUGCAAAUCUCAUGCACAUGCAGCUAAAGCAGGCUUUUCGGGGGCGAGUCCAGAUUUAAAGCCAUUUGACUCUGAUCACGAGAGUGGGUCAGAAGAGACAGAUACAGACGAAGAGGGGAAGGAUAUUGGAAGAGAACAACACAAAAAUCUAGCGGAGAAUUGUGCGCAGAGUACCUCAUUAACAACUGAUCAAGAGAAAAGCAUGAACAUGACAAGUGUUCAAGCCCUUAUGAAUGGAGGCCGGACCUCAGUACCAGAUAGCCAUCCUACUUUUGUACCAUCAAGUAAGGCCCAGGCUUCCCCUAUUGCCAGUCAAACUGGGAACAGAAUGUGGGAGACCAUAUCCAGUUCACCUCAUCUUGGAAACCGUAGCUCUCGGGACCUUCACAUGCUGUCGCAACUUUCAACAGACAUUUUGAAUGGCACAAGGGAAAGACAACCAAAAGAUAGUUUGCAAGGGUCUUAUCUGAGGGACUAUGAAUCUAAUAUGUCAAGGCCUAAAAACCAGCUCAAUGAUGAAAAUCCAUUGUCCAGGCCUUCUGAAACUUCUACAAGUCAGGAAAGAUCAGAGGCACCAUCACCUAAUUCAGAGAGCAACUCAACAGAUCAAAUAAUGAUCCCACUUAAGAACUUCAACAUUGUAAGAUCAGGGGGUCAUUACCACUUUCAAAUCCCAGUGGAAGGAAUUCCGGGUUUGUCAGAAGAAGUAAUUAAAGAGCAGUCUAGGUUUGUGCAGGAAAGCAAUGAUUCAGUAAAAGAAAGAGGAGAAAAAUCACGACCAACACUAAACUCUCCCUCCACUCAAAUCAAGUUGCAGCAGCAUAUUCAAAAACUCAUCUCCCAAAAUGAGGCUAUAGUAGAUGAUUCUGAUUUGGAAUCUGUGAAACCAAGAAGACCUAGUUUUUCUUAUCGGGAAAGCAUGACAAGCACCCCACCCCAGCUACCUGCCAGCGGCGCAUUAGAUGUGCGUAAUGACUCAAAGACUGUAGCAGAGAGUAGUGUCACCAUGGAAACAAAGAGAAGGUCAGAGUUGGCUGAGCAAACUAAUUUAGACAGCAAGCAGGAAGUUAGAGGAAAUCAAGAUAGACAGUGGGAAGCACAGACCCUUAUGAGCAGCCAGUACAGCGCACAUCUGCACACGGGUCAGUCGAGGCACGGGCUCACUUACAAGGCAGCGGAAGCAGGCAUCAAUACAGGCCAUAAGCUGCCAACUUCCUCGCCAGUUACUCUUCAGCAGGCAGUGCCAGGGGAUGGUAAUAUAAUUAGGAAUAUACUGCUUGAGCACAAACGUACUCAGCAAGCAACACCUGCUAGCAUGCUAGGCCAGAGUUUACCCAUGGAUCGUCAACAGUACUCACCCCUUUGGUCUCCAGCCCAGAUGCAUCUUGCACCAUGGAUGCUGAAAGAUGCUUUACCAGGUGGCAUGAGAUAUCCAAUGCCAGUCAUGUAUCCCCAUGCAGCCAUGAUGCAACACUUACCUACUGAACAUUUACCUGCAACAUCUCAAAGUCACCAAUUUAUGAAGGAGAGUGGAAAAAGUAAACAUCAUCACACUGAAUCUGGAAAGUCCGCUCACAAACGUAAGAAGUGCAAAUCGGAGAGUGAUGCUUCUGGGUCUCAUGAAUCGCAUCAUUCAAGGAAAAAGGCACGGAAGCACCAUGACCAUCCAACCAUUAAAGAAGAAGUUACAAAAGGUUUGCCCCUUUCUAAUGCUGCACCCAGUCAUUCCAUGCUGCCAAUGUUUUCUCCACCAUUUCCUGGUCCGGAUGCGAACCAAGCUGCUUACCAACUACCAUGGAUUCAUGCUUCUUUACCGAAGGGUACCUCAACCCCCCUUCGGUCUCCCUAUUCACCAAAACCCGCAGCGAAGUCUCUGGAAGCAAAUUUUCCUGGGGUAUCUGUCAUUCAACACACUCCCACAACCCCUCAUACACCUACCCAGUUCCCAUCAUUGCCAGGACAACAGAUGACUUCUUUCAUGCCAGAAAAGGGUGAUGGGAAGAGAGACUCGCCUGCUGGCCUCACACAGUGGGCAAAAGAAAUGAGGAGCUCAUAUCAAGCCCCUCCUGGAAAUAUGAGGAUUGACCUUCAACUUGCCAGCCCUUCUGUCCCACAUUCACCUCGUCCUGAGGGUUUACUAAAGGUUGCUCCACCUCGAUCACCUCUCACACCCAAGACCUUGAGUCUCGCCAGCCCAAUGAUUCCCAGUGCACCUUCAACAUUGCAGGACAAAAGUGACCUAGCAAAAGAAUUACAGAAUGUGGAACAAAUGCCUGUUAAUGAAGCUCUUGCCAGGAAGAAGAAAAGCUUCACCUUGGCUCUCGACGACACCAGUGCCAGAGCUAGUCUUCAGAAACGCAGGAAUCUUCCAGCUAUUCCAGGAUUGAACAUGAGUCCUGGAAGAUCUGUUCCUACAAAGAGAACUCCUGGUGAACAAACUCAUGCCUUGGACUUGACAGCAAAAAUUCAGUCCAUGGGGUCACCCAUGUCAGCUAAAAUCCCAAGGGUUGAUAUUGCUGCCAGAUCACCUGCCUACACACCAACUGAAGGUGGUAAAAAAUUUCCAAAGUCACCUAUGAAAUUUGGAGCUGGAGCAGCCGCUAGGCAUAGGCUUAGUCUUGAUCUACAACAACCUUUAACAGCAGCAGUCAAAGGUGCUUCUACUCCUGAUGGAGUGAAACCAUCCCCAAAGAUUGAUCCAAGGGUGUUGCUAUCACCUGAAGCAUUGUCUAUUGCAGAAUCUGUUAUGAGGAUGUCCCAGUCACCACUAAAGGCUAAAACACCAAGUACACCAGUAGAUGCUGCCAGAGAACUGGGGCGGCUUGUUGCCCAUGCCUUCCAUAAUGCUGGUGGAAGCAUCAAGAGCGUUCUUACAACAUCAGAUGAAGGAAUGAUUGUUGGGCCUAUAGCUACACCUACUGCUGAAGGUAAACCACAGUCUAAAUAUUUCAUCAUGCCAUCUCCUUCUUCAUCGCAUGCUCCAAGUUUUCCAUCAAGCUCCUCACCAAGAUCAGAAAAGUCUCCUUUGACCCCAAGUGAUAACUUAAGUCCUCAAGGAAAAACACCCUCGGGGAAAAGAGAUGCUUCAUUUGAGCUUUUCAAAGAUGAGGUAUCCAAUGGACUAGAUAACUGUGAGAAAACAGAUGAGAUUGUGCCAUCAGGCAGUUCUACCAACCUGACCGGCCAGGAGCCAUUAAAGCCAUCAUUACCUGACCUCCCUACCAAAGGAGAUAAUUCAAUUGCUGAUCAAGUACUGAAAGUUCUUACUCCAGUUUUACAGCAAGGGAAGGCUGUUACUCCAAGUAUGCAACAAGGAAAAGCAUCUACUCCAGUUAUGCAGCAAGGCUCACGGAAAACACCCAAGAAACUUGGAAAGGACUUGGCUGAUUGGUUUAGCAGUGUCAAGGUAAAUAAGGCAGGGAGUGGACCCGCCCUGGCACCAACUUUCUUGUAUGCCAAUAUCUCAUCCAGAAUGAAAGGGGUUGCUCAGGUCACUGAUUGCACCUCAAGAUGUAGCCAACCUAUGUAUGUGAUGCAGGGAUCAAAUGUGAAAAUUUCCAUGUAUUCAAACUGGAGACCAGGUGGUAACACAAAGAAUCCUCUUGGAGUCUCUUGGAGAGAACAACUCGGGCUGUACAACUCAGGUAUGAACAAAGAAAACAUUAAAGAUGUUGUCUCAAGCAUUAGUCCAUCUGGUGGCGGUAUCCUGACGCACUCCUCGGCCUGGAAUAUGUCCCUAGAAAAGAUCAAGGCUGUCAGCGAGGAGCUUCAAAAGCAAGCAAGUGGUAAACCCAUUCAGACUCCAACAGAAACUCCAGGGGAUGAAGAAACCCCAUCAUCCUCCCAUGAUAGUGAAGUCACCAUUGAGAAACAUGUAAAGGGGAAGGAGCCAAAGCGGAUACCCAUUUUUGAAGGAGGCUUCAAGUCCAAUGAAGAAUAUGUGUAUGUCAGAGGACGUGGCAGAGGGAAGUAUGUCUGCCAGGAGUGUGGAAUCAGAUGCAAGAAACCCAGUAUGCUGAAGAAACACAUCCGUACCCAUACCGAUGUGAGACCAUUUCAGUGUAGUGUAUGCAGUUUUGCAUUCAAAACAAAAGGCAAUCUCACAAAGCAUAUGAAAUCAAAAGCUCAUACAAAGAAAUGCUUGGAGAAUGGGAUUAAUCCUUCUGACUUGGAACAUGAGCAUGGCAUCGACUCAAGCGUGUAUGAGGAUGGCGAUGACCAUCAGUAUUCUGAUGCUGAUGAUAAUGAAGAUACAGACUCGGCAGAUGAGGAUUCUGAAGAGGAAGAGAUGGAUGAUGGAAUGAAUGAAGAGAUGGAGGUUGAUGAUCUACCCCAAGAACACCAAGAUGGCAAUGCUGAAGGGGAUUCAGUCUACCAUCCUGGUAAGCUCAAGAGAUCAUACAGUGAAAUUUUGAAGCCACAAGAUCUUGCAGAUGCUAAGGAUGACCUAAUGCAUGCCUCCAAGCUCACAAGGUCAGAGGUUGUUUGCAAGCUUUCCCAACAUCUCACCAAUAGACAGCGGGCCCAUGUUGGUCAAGACAGGGGUCACCCACCACUCACAAAAUCCCAGAGCCUAUCUCAGCUUCCAACUCUGAAGGCAGGGUUUGGUUACAAAAGUUCAUCCAGAAAAUCCCAGCCUCCUCCUGUACUAGACAAGUAUGGACAUAUUAUUGCUUUGGAAUCAUUUGCUCCAUCUACCAACCACUAUCGACUUGCCACUGGGAAUGCUUCAAUCACUGUUCGUUCCUCUUCGACAGAGAGCUGCUCAUCAGAGGGUGACCAUACUACUAAAGAUGGUUCUUUAGCAAAUGUUCCUGAUAGAGAUAUUGAACAGCCAGAUGAUGUUAUAGCCAGCAGAACUCGUGAAAGUGACAGAAGUGUCUCCAAUAGAAUACCAGUUGAAUCCUCAGGUUUAGUUAGAGUAACAAAUACUCAAGAUGAAGUUGUCACAAAACUGUCAGCAAGAUCUUCAAGAAUGGAUGAAGAUCAUUUAGCUAUUCCAGAUUCUGUUCCAUUUAAACCACAUGAGAACCUGAUUAGAAGGCAUGAAAAAUCUGACUCAAGGAUGCGUUUUUACUCGCCAAGCUCCAAGUUCGAGAUUAUGCCAGAAACCGCUCCUCCUGUCAUUGAGCCUGUAUCAGAUGAUGAGGGAGAAGGAAGCAGUAGUAAAAAUGGAAAGCCAGUAUCCGAUUUUACCUCAAGCAUACCUUCAGCAAGCUCCUUCCAGAGGACAACAAUGGAAGCCUCUGGAAAUGCUAUCAAGCAGCUGCUCCUAGCGAAACCUCCUACCUGGUCUGCACCUGAUGAUAAGACUCCACUCCAGAGAUUUAUGUCCCCUUUCCUUCCUCCAUCUCCAUCAAUGUACAAUGCUCCUAUGCCAUCACCAACAACUCAUCUGAACCCAUUUUCUCCUGGACCACUCCAUCGGUUAGUGUCUCCAAUGCUCCCUUCUAAGAUGUUUCAGUUACCUCCAACAAUCUUACCAAUGCACCUGCCAUCAAGUUCAGGCAUGACUAAAGUCAACUACCAUUCAGAAAAAGAGAAAGCUUCUUCUCCCAUUGCCAGUGAAGGAGAUCAUGCUGACUUGAUCUCUCCAACAUCCUCGGGUUCUUCUGAGAGUCAUCUGAAGGAUAAGCAGCCAUUGGAACACCAUGGAGAAGAGCAUAGAUUGAAAGCAGAGGACAGGCUGGCAAUGUCGCCCACAGGAAACUAUGGUCACCAUCGCUGUGCCCAGUGUGGAGAGGCAUUCAACAAGCCUAGCCAGCUGCGCAUACAUGCCAGAAUACACACCACUGAAGGAACUUUUACCUGUCAUGACUGUUCUCUCUCUUUUCCCUCCAAGUAUAUCUUGUCUAAGCAUGAACGCUCAGAGGAACACUUUUUGCGAGUGGAGGGUGUAGAGUUGGCUACUACAACAGGUUCAGAUUCCAACCCCAGGCCAUUUAAGUGCAAAGAGUGUGCCAUUGCUUUCCGGAUCCCUGGACAUCUGGCCAAGCACCUUCGGUCCAAAGGACACCUGAUGACGCUAGAACGGCAAGGGAAGCUCCCAGCCCACAAACAGGACCUUCUGCAUAAUCACCCAGAUGGAGAUGAUGGUUUGAUGUUAUCUCCAAGUGAGCCAAAGGCACCUGGCAGCCCGGCAUCCUCAGAAAAAACAGACAGUGCCAGUGAAGCAGAAGAGGGAAAAUCAUGAGAUUUGCCCCCCCCCCUCUCAACUUACUCGUAAUACUGCUGGGAUAAAACUUACCUCUACUGCUUUUUUUCUGCGACAAGGACAUCUUUUGUUUCAUGUGGAAGUGUUGUGAAAAGCUAAAUCCUUUUACUUCUUUGUAGAAUUUACUGCUAUGGAGUAUGGAAUGUGAUUUUGUGAGCGUCUCAAUUGAAUAUGUUGUGGAUAUCAUUGUCAUCAUUUGAAUUAGAAAGAACAUUUUUGGAAUACUUGAAUUGUGCUCAUCAUCAUCAUCAUCAAGCCCUCAAUUUAAUUCUAUUUGCUAUGGAAAUUGCAUGGAUUUGUGUUGUGUAAUUGUUUAGAAUUUAUGAAGUUCAUUGGAUCUUCUGCAUAACAGUGGAGAAGUAUUUUCAUUAUCAUCACAAGAACAUAUAACUACUUCAUGAGAAUAUACGCAAAGUGGACUCAGAAAUCAUGAAAUCGCAAGGACAGUGGUCGCAGAUCAGGUUCGCAGAUUUUAAGACAAGGAGAACAGCAUUACAAACUCUGACAAAGUGCUUCAAGAUAACAAACCAGGGAAAUCAAAUUUUCUUACUUUAUUCAUGCAUACCUUGCUGUACCAAUUGAGGUAUAUCACUUUGUUAUUUUCUGCUUUGAUUGGUGUCAGGUCAGUGUUUCUAUGUGAAACUGAUUUUCCUUGAAGAUUAGAACUGUUGAAUUUUCUGACAUUCAGAAUGAUUUUGCAGUUCUGGCAUUUACUACAACUAUACCAAUAUGUUUUUUAUUCUCAUUUAAAAGAAGUUUCAGUUCUUUCAUGUGAUAUAAUUACUUUGACUGAAAACUGACAUUGCAAAGGAACACACAUUUUUAAUAUAUAUAUGUUUUUUUUUUUUUUUUCUAUUGCCAAAUACUUUUUUUUUUCUCAAAUAGUUUGCCAGAAUAAGAAACUCUUUCUAUUGUUGUAGAAGGUGGUUGGUCGUUAAGCUUACAUUCAUAGGUGUGUGCCAACAUUAAUUCUCUUCAUUCGGUUCAUGUAUAUUGACAAGGCUACCUUUCACAAUGCAUGCAGUGACAUUGACAAAAUAUUGUAUUGACCACAUCGUUGUCAUGUGCCAAAUUGUGAAUUUUUGUCUCUUUUUUUCCCUUCUAUCCCACAAUGGGAUAUGUUGAUAGUAUUUCCUGACGUUCCAAGGUUCUAUCGAAAUCCAUGCAGAAUACACCCUAUGCAGCUUGAUUUUAAGUGGUGUUCAGUGUAGGUAGAGGCUAACCAAUAGUGUGAUAGCAAUAAUCAUUUGAUAUUAUACUGAAACAAUUUAAUAGAAAAGUGUAGUACUUUUUUUAAUCCUUUUUUUUCCGUGGCUUAGAAUAUUCGAAAAAAUACACAAUGCUGCUGUGUAAUCCACUACAACACUACUUAAAAUUCCGUGUAAAAAUAGAGAGCAUCACUACGUCAUUGCCAAGUAUUCAUGUAUAGAAAUAAUGAAGUGGAUUAUAUAUGUGUUCACUGUAAAUUUGGUGUUAGUGUAUAUAUGUUAAAGAACCAGCGACUAAUCUGCUAGGUUUCUAUCAUGGGCGGAUGUACAUUUCGAUGUAUAUUCCACACUAUUAAUCUAACACGGGCAGAAGUACUUAAUAGCAGACAUACAUUGAAUCGGAUAUGUCUUGUCUUAGUGAUGCAGGUAAGGGGUUAGGGAUGUUCUGCUUUAUACUACUUACGCCGACUCAAAUAUAUAUCGUGAUAUAUGACAUCUUUUUUUGUUCAUUGAGACAACACAAAACAAUACUCUAACUUCCAGUAAGGUUGACAAUAUCUUCUCGCUAAUUGGAACUUGUUCCAGGUUUCAACAAUUUUUGCCUGAUUCCUGUUAACCACAAUUCAAAAUGCCCCCCCACUCCUUAAUUCUUAUUAUUUUGUAGCAUUUUCUUUGCUAUCAGCUUAUGAAUAGCGGAAAAGGGCUAAAAUUGGCAUGGAUUUAAGUAAAACCUAUUUAAUUUGAAAUCGGUAUAAUUAUCUGUCUGCGGACUGGCACUGCCAUGCACCAUAUUUCUGAGUGCUACAUAAAUGAAAUGAUAAUGGGGUAAUGACAUAACGAUGUAUUAAAGGAAGGAUUUCUUUUAUUAUUGAUGUUGUGUAGGGCUAACCAUUGAACUCACUCUGCUGAGUUCAGUGGUACAGUCUAAUAUUAAUUCUCAGGAUUGAGACCUAUGAUAACACAUUUAGAAAUUGAAAGGAAACUUGAGGUAAUGUACCAAAGAAAAUAAGAUUUCUCUGUCUUACUUAAGGUUAAGUAUUGUUUAAGAAAGUUGUCUUACAAAUCCUCAUCCAGUUCACCGUUGAUGAUAUUAAGAAAAUGUCAUAUACCAUAGUCGAUACAAAGGAUGGUGUUUAAUAUAGCUGUUUGUACGUUACGAGCGACUGAACAAAUGACUGGUGAUCCUUUCUCAGAAGCUAAAUCAACACCGGUGAAAAUUUGCAUUCAUUUACCACAAGAAAAGGAUCACCAGUCGUUUGUAACGUCGCUUGUAACUUGCGGACAGCUUUAUGAAACACCCACCAGGUGGAAGAUGAAGCAUUAUGUUUGCAGACAAAUAUAUCGUUAUGGCUUUGACGUGGACAUUUUAGAUAUGAAGGGAUCCUGACAGGGUAGUCUACUGUUACAUGUUUAUUAUGAUGCGAAUUUGAAGAAAACAAAAUGAGACUUGCUAUAUGAACAUAAAAAAUAUUUUUAUACAGUGUGUAGUUUUGCCUAGUCACUUAAAAUCUAUAACAAAAAGUAACUAGCUCACAAAAAUUUGUUGCCUUAGACUGUGUUUAGAAAGAGAAAUAGAAAUAUAUAUAUAUAUACAUAGAUAUAUAUACAUAUAAACAUAUAUACAGAUAUGUAAAUGGAAGAAAAAAAUACUUUUGACCUACCGAAAUAGCGGAUUGGCCUAAGUAGGGUUGGAAAACAGUAUUGGGAACUUUAUUAGAUGUUGUUGUAUGUGAUCGGAUGUCAAAUUUAUAUGUCAGAUGAAGCUAUUUUUGCACAAAUUAGAAGGCUUUAUGGUGAAGAACUAGAGAUUUGUAAUAGGUGUACGGAUAUUACUGGUUUUUGUAGUCAGAGAUGGUAUGGUUCUGGUGCUUAGCCCCUUUCACUGGAGUUGAUAGAAAACCCCCAAAUGUACAUUUUUGCAUUAUCCGCAGAUGUAUCUCCAACACCAGGCCAUGUGAUAUAUUCUUGUGCAUGCGUAUUUGGCCAGUGCGGUCUGAUCCGUAGCUUGGAUUUUUCCUUUUUUUCUGGAGAAUUUGAAUGAUUUAUAUAUUCCUGGCUAUCUUAGUAUUGAUAUCAGACAGAAUGCCACCAAUAUUAAAGCAACAAGGGCAUAUUCAUGGUACACACAAAAGAUAGGGGCUAGGCACCACAUCCUCUGUAAAGUAUUGUCAGAAUUAACACAAUGUUUUGUGUUUAUUUAGGGUGGAUAUAUUGGUGAUAAUUUUUGCAAAAAAGCAGUCACUUACUAGAUAAAUUUGUGUAAUGCAAGAGGCAGCCAUCCUCACUAAUGAUGGAUUUUUUUGGGGCAGCUGUUAUUGCUUUUUCUUGGUGUUUUUCAAAGGAAAAUUUGGUAGAAAUCAUAAAAAAUUACAGAAAUUUAACAUUUGAUUUUACAUGUAGGUAUGCAUGUACAGGUAAACCUUCCAACUCACACAUAUUUCUCUCUUUGUGUCUGUCUGUCUCUCUCCCUCUCUCUCUCCCUUUCCCUAUCUCUUUGUAUAUUAUCCAGCCCUGUUUCCCUUCCCCUUCUCUCACGUGAAUGUCGUAGCUUGCGGUGAUCAUCUUCCUAUACGAAACCUCUUGUUUGCCCUAAUCUCACCUCAAAUCUGUGAGACAGUGAUGAAAAUUAGUGAUUGCGGGAUGUCAUUUUCAAGCUGUAGAGGCAAGGAAUUCAAGCCGUGUUUUGGGGGGGGGGGAGUUUGAUUGGGUUUCCUCCUGCCUCAUUUUUGCUGAGAGUGGAAAAAAUUAUUGUUUAGUUAAAUAAGGAACAUGGCAGCAUCAUUAAUUGGUGGGAUAUUUUCUGUUGAGAAAUAGUUGAAUGUGUGUGGCAUUCUUUGUCCUUCACUGCAAGACCUGUUCCGAACGUGGAUUCCUGUUCUCUCUUCAUCUUAUUUUAAAUUGAUUUUUCAUUCCCUGCUCUCUUGUAGUGCAUUCAGUUUGGGAAGUGAUAUGGGGAAGCUAAUUGAAAUUUUGUUCUUAUUUAGUUUGAUAUCCUUUUUUUUUGUUUGACAAUGAUUUCCCACCUUGAUCACAGUUCACAUUUUCAGUUUAUAUCCCUUCUUGCUUUCCCUCUCUCAGGCCUUCCAUUUUCAUCUUACAUUUUUUGCCCUCUUGGGUCAUUUGUCCUCCAUUUUCAAAGGUUUCCCUUAUCUUUCUUUGUAAUAUUCUUCAAUCUAUUUAUAUUUCCAACAUAGCAUUUUAAGUGUAUGCUUGAUUUGUUUUCUCCUUUUCACUUCGUAAUCCAAUGCCCUUGUUUUCUUCUUAAUUGGAAUCAUCCUGUUUACUCCCCAAGAUUUACUCAACCACUCUCUAACACCAAAUAAAUCACAAAGUGAUCGGGGAAAUGAUGUCUGUAAAAACAAAAACGAAAAAUACCCAAAAAAAUCUGACAUUCCUUUCUGCCAAGAAAAAAAAAACAUCCAAACUAUCAUUUAAUAUUCCCUCUUGGAUGAGAAAGAUGCCAAUUCGUUGUGAGCUCUUGAAAUAGAAUGACAAUUUUCCCUGCAAAGCAAAUUUCUUUUUCUUCUACUUGGGGGAAACUGUAAUUGCCUCAUUCUCCAGAGGGGCGAAGAAAAUUGGUCUGUAAGCGAAGGGAGGAAAUAGCGUGGGCAGGCAAAGGAACUGUAACAUCUAUUUUGAGGCUGAUAAAAAGGUAGAUGUUGUUGGAGAAUGUUGCUUCGGAUAUCCAUCUUCAUUUUUCAUACCUUGCAUAAAUAAUCUAAGAUCAUAUACUUGUUACGUGGUUAACAUGCAACAUGGUUUCACAAAAAGUGUUGUGUGGUCAUAUUCUUUGAUUUGGGCUUAUUUCUGGCAAUAAAUGGGUAAAUUUUUCAGAAAUUUGACUUUAACCGUGAUAUGUUUAUGUCAUGAAUCAGUAUGUUGUCUGCUCCUAACAAGCAAUCUGCUCUCUGAAGCAAUGCACCAAUUGCUUUUUUCUCCAUCUUAUUGGGCUUGAAUUUAAAUGAAUAAUCAGAAUGAAAAAAAAUCAAAAUGAAAAUUUAAUUAGGAAAAUAGUAAAAACUGAUCACUAAUAAUCACUCAAGUCUUGUAAAUUUAUAUUCUCUUCUAUCUCACAUCUCUGUAUCGUUAUCCCUCUCUCUCUCUCUCUCUUUAGUAAAAUGAAAGUUUCUCUUGCAUUGAUUCUACUCGAGCAGAAAUCAUGGAUCCUUAUCUACUCCUUCAAUAGAGAAACCUGCAUGUUUGUGACUUGUCCAUUUCUAUAUUUACAUGAAUAGUGUGUUAUGCAGGAUGUCUCGGGGGCUCCUAUCUCAAUUUCUUCUUCAAUAUUUCAUUUGCCAACUAGAUCCAGGGUCAUACGCUGCGUUAUCAGUCUAGAAUCUCUGGUGAAAUCUCGAGGUCCAGGUUUAGUGCAUAGGAGAGGUAUCCCCAAACCAGCUCGUUGGCAGUGAUCAGUGCUUGAUUCUGUUAUUUCUAAUCAUUCAAAAUUGUUUGAUAUUCAAUAAUAAAACAGGUCUUGAAUUCCUGCCACUUCAGUCUAUAUUCUCCUUCAACAAAUAGCGAAGAUAUUUUCUGAUGUGCUGUUAAUCCAAUUUUUUAUGAUUCUUCCUGUUCUGUCCAUCUUUCCUCUUUCCCUUUUCCUAUUAUGUGAGUUGGAAGAACUCUUUGCUUACUUGUGAUUCAGUGUUGGUAUUUAAAUCAUUAACUCUUUAUAUGGAGACGAUUGUUUGAAUCUAUGAAAGUGAUAUGGAUCCUUAUCAAGUGAUCGGCUGAAAUAUAUAACAUGACCAGUCAUUUAUUUUUGUCUAACAUGCAAAGGGGGUUAUAACUGGUACUAAUGACUGCAUGCAGUUCUAUUGACUUGCCAUGGUUUUUAGGUGAGGAUGGUUAAUCAAAUUAUGUGGAUCCACAUCACUAUAACAUAUAUAAUACUUAUCAUUUUUCUUGGGAUUCAGAAUGAUCAAUAAAUCAUGAUCAAUAAAUCAGAAUUAUUAAAUAAUUACCCACACAUGUAAAUUUUCAAACAGUUCGAAUCAUGCCUCAGAUAUGCUAUAACUAUUCCUAAGAUAACUGGUGCGUAUAAUUUGUACUUAUGCCCCGAAUGAUGCGUGGUAUUUGUAUACUAUCGCCUUUUCUAAGGUUGACAAAACAAUCUGACAAUGCUUCAUAUGUUAUGCUUAUAUUCACAUCUGCCUUAAUCAAAACAACAAAACAUCUGGAGUGCACAAAAAGAGGAAAAUAUAUAUAUGGAGAAAAAAAAAGAUUAUAUUGCAAAAAUGUAUUUAAAAUACAUGUUUGCAUGUAUAUGAGCAUACCAACUAAAGGUUUGAUAUUGCAAAUGGAUCCCAUCAAAUUUUAUUGUCAUUUUUAGAUAUGAAAAUAUUGAUUUAUAAUGAUAUAGAAUUGUUUCAGAAAUAUUUUGGUAACCUAUCAAUUUGUAGAAAAGUAAAUCUGCUUUAACAAUGGUAUUAGUGAGAGUGAAUGGUUGGAUUAAUUUGUUGAAAAUAUGUUUUAAUGCUAGCAAAGAAUUGGGUGACAAAAUCAAUUAUUUGUCGUAAUCAACAAUGUUUUUUAAAGGGAUUUUUUUCUUUAAAAAUAUGUAUUGUUAAUGGAAAGUUCUAGGUAUGUUUUUGUUGAUAUUUGUUAUACUGAAGACAAAUACUUCUAUUUAAGGACACGUGCACUUGGAUUUUAACAGUUCAUACAGCUUAUGAUAUCACCUAUUGUGAAUCACAAGGUUAUGUAAUAUAUAAUUGAAAUUAGUCGCUUUCGUAAGAUAUUUGAUAUUUUUAGGCUCUCAAAUUUGAAUAUCCGUUUUCUUAAAUAUUCAUAAAUAUAUUGAAUUUUUAUUUCUAACAUUUAGAAAAAUCAUUUGUGAGAUAAUUUAUAUUUCUUGCUGCUGUAUACAUAGUUGUUUUGCAAAUUGUUUUGAUAACUAGGAGGCAAACAUGGUUUUGAAAUGGAUGUAAAAAUCUAUAUUGUGUUUAAAAGUGUACAGUUGUAUACCAUAGAAAUGACAUUGAGCCUGUGUUGUUGAAAGCAACUCAACUUACUCUUGAAAAUGUACUAUGAAUGUGAUUGAUUUAAUAUGUGAAUGAUAUUUGAAAUGAUUUCCUUUUAUUACAGGAAUGAUAAUGAAAAUACAUAUGCGUGAAAGUAUGACAAAGAAAUAGGCAGGUAUUUGAUAUUUUUCAUAUUAUUCUAAGAAGGAGUUCUGUGCUAUUUUUACAUGGCAUUAUGCGCACAAGGUAAAUAGGUAGAGUUACAAAUAUACAGGUUAUGAAAGUUUUUUUUUUUUUUAAUGAAGGAAACAUUUCAGUUCCUGAUCCAUCAAAUUUUGACCCGUUUCUUAUUCUUGGUUUUUUAUAUUCCAUCAUGGAAGUUAACGAUAUUUAAUGCUUUUACCCCUUGGAGAUUGACAUCUUUUGUAUAAAAAUUGCUUGCAGGAAAUAUUUUUCACUCAUGAAAUGGGUAUUUUCAAGUUGAAGUGAUCAUUCAUUAUUUUAGUUUGUUGUUUUAUAAACUUUGUCAGUUUCAACACUAAGAUGUCAUGAAGGACUGUCCAAAAUGAAACCUUUCUAUGACCCCUUUUUCAGUCCUAUUUGGAACAAAGGAUAUUUGACAAGUUGUUUUUUCUUUUCACUCAAUUUGGCUUUAACUCAUAUCUUAAUUUAAAAUAAGAUUUGAAAAUGAAUCAUCAAGUUUGACGAUACUUUUACUCCCAACUUUUUUGUUUUUUGGUUCAUCUUUCAUAUGCUUUUUAUUUGUGUAUUUGCUCCAUAUUUCCUCGGUUUUAAUUGUCUGAGGAAAUUCAAGAUUUAUUUUCACAAAGAUACAAAUUCUGAUAUUUUUAACAAAUUUGGUUUUAUUUAUUUUGAACCAAAACAAAAAGUCAAAAUUAAAACUAUAAUACUUAUUAGAUAUCCUUUGGACUUGGUUGAUUUCCUCCAAAAUAUUGGAUUUAAUUUCCACCUUACUUGUGAAAAUUUAUUGGAUAUUUUGGGACAAAAGUUUACAUUUAUUUAAGCAUUUUCUUGUUCAUGUAUUUGUCAAAAAUUAUGUUGAAGAUUCAUUCUACUAGUCUAAUUUUGAGCAGCAAAAAGUAGAAUUUAAAUCAAUUUAAUGUUGAUUUCAAUAAUCAUUCAUUACUGGACCUGAAUUAAUUAUUAUUCCAAGAAAAAAAAUCAAAAUCAUCAGCCAAGGAAUUUUAUUAUUGACAUUAGUAAAAUAUUUGAAAAAUGCAUUGAAAAAAAAGGAUAUUGUGAAUUGAAUGCUAGAUAUGUCAGUUUUAUAUCACAUUAAAACUAAAUAUUUCUGGCAUAUCUUUAUAAACAUUUUUUUUUUCAAAAUCAUUCCAUUAUAUAUUAGAAAGUAAAUUUGUGUUUCAUUUUGUUAGCCAGAAUGUGUUCUUUCUAUUUAACGUAUUGGCCAUGUACUAUAUAUCAUUAUAUUUGUAAGACUAUUAAGCAUUUUUUACAUUGCCAAUGAGCUCAUUUUAUGGUAGGCUUCAUUCCAGUCUGAAAUAUUUAUUUCUUUGUGUCACUUUUUCAAAAUGUAAAUGUGCAUAUGACUAUUCAAUAAGUGCAUGGGAGUGGUUGUUUGACUUUGGAUAAAUGUAAUGUUGUGUCAGAUUUGUUUUUAUUAACUGAUUUAACUCAUUUUGUCAUUAAUAUCAUUUCAUAUUUUACCGUUUCUUUUCUCAAAUUUGGGUUUCCAGUACUUUCUAAAAGUGUUUUUGAUCAUUGAUGUUUUGUAGGUAAUAGAAACUAUGCCAAUAUAAGAUGCGCAAGGUAAAUUAGAAAUUGUGCUUUGAAAAUGCUGAACCAAAGACUAUAGCAUUAUGGCCGCUUUGGUAACGCUAAAGUACAAUUUCAUAAUCAAACAAUAAAAGAUGAAUGUAUACUCCAA